CCGGUGCAGGAGUGUUGGAGACCAGGGGUGGCGAGUAUGAAAGUUAUACUCCUGGGGACGCGUGCUGUACAUCGGGAAGAGGAGACUCAACGCUGGCAGUCUCGCAAAGUGUUGGAGACCGGGGGUAGCGAGUGUGAACGUCAUACUUCGGAGGGUGCGUCCGUGGACACUGACAGCGAGAGUGCAGGAGCUCCGGGGGAAACGCAUGCUCUACAACGGGAAGAGGAGACUCGAGCGCUGGUGAUCGGGACGUCCGAAGAGGUUCUGCAUAGUCAGUCGGCUGUGGCCACGACGCGAGAGGGUGUCGUAAAGGGAGGUCAGUGGACGUUCGUGCAAGCUCCCGUUCUUGGCGACGAUGAAGACGAAGAAGAACCCACGGUGGAAGAUCGGGUUCAUGGCGAUGAGAAAGGCGGAGAACCCGUGGUGGAAGGCGGUGAGGUGACGGUCGGCAUCCAGACGGAUCCGCAAUGGAAAGAUGGUGAUUCUUCGACCACCCGUUGCGGUGAAGAACAGGGUGGUCGAGCGUCUGUCCUAAGCACCACUCGGGGAAUGGUGCUUCAUGAAGCCAUAGAGUUGGAUGACGACUCGGGUGCCACCGAGCUGGUUAGCGACCCAAGCGUGACUAAGAUGCAGAACGUCGAAUCCUCCGUGGAAGGCGGUGAGGUGGCCGUCAGCAUCAAGAUGGAUCCAGAGCGGAAAGAUCAUGAUUGUCCGUCCACCCGUUGCGGUGCAGAACAGGGUGAUCGAGCAUUUGUCCUCAGUACCGGUCGGGAAAUUGUGCUUCAUGAAGCCAUCGACUUGCCAAGCAACUCAGCUGCCACCGAGCUGGUUAGCGACACAGCCGUGGCCGAGGUGCAGAACCUCAAAUCGUCUGUGGACGUUGGUGCAGUGGCGCGACAGGAGGGCGAGUUCCCUGAAAGGGCUCCCGACCACGGUGUGAGGUUGUCAAUGUCCCUGCCCAUGAAGCCUUUAAAAGCCGUGCGCAAGAAAUGUCUUUCAGGGAGGUCAUUGGCCACUUUACCGAAGAAGUCGUUAAGUGUAGGAUUGCUUAAAAGGGUCCAGAUGCCUCGCCUUUCCCGAAGAGCUGUCAGGGUUCUGAAGGCUUGUGGAAUAGAUAAGGAGGAAGGUUUGCGGAAACAUUUGGCUGCGUCUAUUGAAAGCGUUACUGCGUUGUCUUAUGGGUCUGAUGACGAUGCCAAACGAGGUAUCUUGAAAGACCCGUGUCCUAAGGACAUCGCCAAGGACACAUUCAAAUGCCGGGGAUACAACUUUUCUGGGAAAACGGCAGACGGUUCUUAACCAUUUCGCCCCGGUGAUUUUGAUCACUCCUCACACUUGUUCGUGGGUAUUUGUGCAGUUGGGGCUACAUCAUGUUUUCGCGUUUCGUUGCCUACUUAGGAGCUUAGCGCUACGGACUUGAGAAUGU
Molecule: messenger RNA, 1426 nt
Organism: Chara braunii
Lineage: Eukaryota; Viridiplantae; Streptophyta; Charophyceae; Charales; Characeae
Source: the annotation of a GenBank genome assembly